Messenger RNA from Xyrauchen texanus (razorback sucker), 5307 nucleotides. RefSeq names its product abhydrolase domain containing 17C, depalmitoylase (gene abhd17c). Gene Ontology annotation, cellular component: plasma membrane; endosome membrane. Gene Ontology annotation, biological process: protein depalmitoylation. The record is from RefSeq and is a predicted model, not a curated record. The transcript is spliced from 5 exons. Lineage: Eukaryota; Metazoa; Chordata; Actinopteri; Cypriniformes; Catostomidae. The coding region runs from base 2516 to 3400 and encodes 294 amino acids. Gene Ontology annotation, molecular function: palmitoyl-(protein) hydrolase activity.
GUGUGUUCGGACCAGUAGCCUUGAACACAUGUAAAAUGAGUCUGAUUGUGUGUCCUGAUGUAGUGUAUGACUGUGUUAAUUGUUAACUCUUAAUAGAAAUGUAUUUAAUGAAUAUGCUGUGUGUAACAACUGUUAUGUAGGAUUGUGAAGACCGGCGCAAGGGCUGUUUCUCCACUGUGUCAUUUUAUGUCACAUUGAGGUAAAGAAAUAGACUGUUUGUUAUGAAAUGUUUGUUAUCCUAUGUGACUUAUCUGUGCAUGUGUAUAUCAAGCACUCAUUUUAAUGAUUUUGUGUCUGUGGGCAGAUUGCUCCUGCUGCUUUGCCUUGCCUCUUGUUAAGUGUAAAUACACUGAAACUAUCAAUAUCAAUAGUUUUGCCUUUCUUUUAUAUUUUCUUUUGUUUGGUUAUGUUGCCUUGGCCUUCGCCUAAAGCCUCGUCUGACUGAAGUGGUAUUGGCUGUUCCAGUAUUUUACAUAGUCCUGUUAAGAUUUUGUCCAGCUGUAUCUUCUAUCCACCCUGCUCGAGAUAACAACUUUUUCGUCCCUGUCUCUCUCCUCUAGAGUACUAGGGUAGCUGCUCACAGGAGAGGUUCCUGGGUCCGUCUUCGCGCACUGCACCGCGUAUUGUAGUGGUAAAACCGCACCUCACAGUAUUGAUUGAAUCACUUGCUUGUAGUGGCGGUGCCUAUGUGUGUGUGUGUGCUGGGUGUAUAUGUAUUUGAUUUGUAGGCACCAGAGUUCAGAGCACGGUUGGUGAACUUCACGUUUAUCCCGGACCGGUAGCCUACCUUGACAAUGUAGGCCUGCAGACAACACUGAAUUUCACAAGCAACAGCUGUGUGAACUGAAAAGUCCUUGGUGGUGGUCACAUCAUUCCAGAUGGCGGAGGACAAGUCUCAGUUGCCUCCAUUCUGAGACUGUCAAUCCGUGCAUCUUAUCACGUGGCUCGCUGUGAAUGACCCCGUGGAGACUCCCACCAUGUGGAGGCUCAUGCUACUCGCCACGAUCCACGCACCCCAUUGAGAGCGAGAACCACUUAAUCGUGACCAUGAGGAGGUUGCCUCAUAUGACUUUACCCUCCAUAGCAAACGGGACAAUUUGGUUGCUUAAGAGACCUGGCUGGAGUCACUCAGCACACCCUGGAUUCGAACUUGUGACUCCGGGUGUGGUAGUCACCGUCAAUACUCGCUGAGCUACCCAGGCCCCCUGUAGCUCUUUUUAACAUUUGUUUAUCAGUUUUGUAUUUGGUGCAAGUUCUGUUUUUUUUUGUUUUUUUUUCACAAGGAAUGAAAAUCACAUGGUCAUGAUACAUGGUUAAAUAUUUUAUAAAUGUUUAAUAAUAAUACAUUGAUAACUCAAGCUUUAUACAUGGGUUUUUAUACAUAUACAUGUGAAUAUAUAUUAUAGUAAUAUGCUGUACACAUAAUAUUACUCUAUUAUAUAGUAUCAACGUAGCCCACAUUUUUAGGAUUUCCAAAAAUAUUUCUAUGUCACUAAUCAAAUGUAAGUAAAUUUGUGACAUUGACCAUGCUGACUCCUGAUGCUCUUUGAAACAUUCUCAGAUAAAAUGGAUCAUCAGAUUGUCAAACAUGUGGAGUCCAUGCCUGCUUGAGCGCAUGCUGUCAUUAAAGCAAAAUUGGGACAUGUCAAAAACACUACGAAAUUCUGAAAUGUAAAUUCAACCUCUCAGAUUGUUAUGCUGAUAAUUUCUAUUGAAUUUUUUUUAUCUAUUUAAUUAGGUAAGAAUUAAAAAUAUAAGUAAUUUCCUUUUCAUAUGUGGUCUCUGAUAUUAAUGUAUUAUUAUGAACUUUUAUAUUAUAUUAUAUAAAUGUCUAUAGUCUUCUAAUCUACAUAACACCACCAAGUCCCUGAAAAGAAGCACCAUUCCCCAGUCCCCAUGGGGGAAACCGUCUGCAAUGCCUGAACAAAAACCAAUUAUGUUAUCCUGAUUGCAUGUCAUUGAAGUGUAGGUUAACAGAAAACACACAAACAACGACACAUCUUUAAUUUCACAAUCUAUAAUUCAGUUAUAUACUAUUAUAUUACUACUGUGUAAGUUAGGGUUUAAAAAUCAUUAAAUAUCCCAGUUACACCUGUCCUCCUGCAGUCAGGCCAAGGAAAAGCUGUUGACGUCACUGUUACACAACGGAAGCCGGAUAUCCGCAAUGACCGGAAAAUUUCUAUAUUUGGGCAUUCUUAGCAAGAGCAAUGGCAGCUUCCAUUCUGUGUAGACGACUAGCUUAACGUUGAAUGUGGAGUUUAAAUGAUCGUUUGUAAAACAUUUUCAUCGGGUCUCUGAGACGGAGCAGCGGAGGAUUGGACGUAUUCUUUUUAAAAUGUCAAAAAACAAAAGCUAGUGUCUAAAUUCAUCCGUCAAACCACUACGAACCCGAAACCAAUUAGCAAGGCUUUGCUAGCAUCCUCGAUACGGUGUGCAUAAUAUAUUUUUUAAUAUUCGUAAACCCACAUAUAUACCCGGAAUCAACCGUUAACAUUUUACAAAUCAACCGCCCUUCAUGCCCGAGCAAGGACCGAGAAUGAACGCCUUCUCUCUCGGCGAGUUGUGCUGGCUCUUCUGCUGCCCGCCCUGUCCGAGUCGCAUCGCGGCCAAACUGGCGUUUUUGCCUCCGGAGCCCACGUACUCCAUCCACACGGACGCGAGCGGCGCGUCCAGCCUGCACCUCACCGAGCGCGCCGACUGGCAGUACUCGCAGCGCGAGCUCGACGCCGUGGAGGUGCUCGUCACCCGAACCAGCCGCGGGAACCGGGUCGGCUGCAUGUUCGUCCGCUGCGCGCCCAGCAGCCGCUAUACGCUGCUAUUCUCGCACGGCAACGCCGUGGACCUAGGCCAGAUGUGCAGCUUCUACAUCGGCCUCGGAUCCAGGAUCAACUGCAACGUGUUCUCCUACGAUUACUCGGGAUACGGGGUCAGCACCGGGAAACCGUCUGAGAAGAACCUGUACGCGGAUAUUGAAGCGGCCUGGCAGGUUCUCAGGAACAAGUAUGGUGUGACUCCGGAAAACAUUAUCCUGUAUGGUCAGAGUAUAGGGACUGUGCCAACAAUAGACCUGGCCUCCCGGUACGAGUGUGCGGCAGUGAUCCUUCAUUCUCCCCUCAUGUCUGGGUUGCGUGUAGCCUUCCCUGACACCCGCAAAACCUACUGCUUCGAUGCCUUCCCAAGCAUCGACAAGGUCUCAAAGGUGGCGUCCCCAGUACUGGUCAUCCACGGCACAGAAGAUGAAGUGAUCGAUUUCUCCCACGGCUUGGCCAUUUACGAGAGAUGUCCACGUGCUGUGGAGCCUCUGUGGGUGGAGGGUGCCGGGCAUAACGACAUCGAGCUGUAUGCUCAAUACCUUGAGAGACUCAAGCAGUUCAUCACCUUUGAGUUGGCUACCUCCUGAAGGCACGGCAUGGAACACCAGGACACGCACAUCGUGUAGGGUUCCCCUUUACCCAGGCUGGAGGAACGCCAUCUGGUACUUGCACUUGCUGGAGAAAAUCUGGACUCCUCCGAAGUCUUUCUCUUUAGAUUUAGGAGUGAGGCCUUUUCAUCCCUGAAGGGAAAUGCAUUAUAAUAAUUUGUAUUCACUACUUUUCUUUUUAUACUUGAUGAAGAAUCGCUGACAUUUUGCACUGUAUUCAGUUCAUGCUAAAUGUUUUGUUUGAUUAUUUGAAAUGUUUUUUUCUUCCCUUUUGUUGAUGCAUUUAUUUGAAGUACUCCUCAAGGGUUAAUUAAACUGAUGCACUUUCUUGUGCUGAUAAUUUCAGGUUAUGUUUUAUGUAUUGGGGGGUGGGGGGGUUACGACAUUGCAUUCCAUUUUAUUAUGUUGAAAGUAGAUUAGUAAAUGUGUGUGUGUGUGUGUUUAGGUGCGUUCAUGCACUUGUUUGUCUGGUGGAAAGCCACUGCCCAGGGGGCGCUCUUUGGUGAAAAAAAAAAUGUAGCUUGGUCUAAUUAAAACUGGAAGAUCUGUGGAAGUGACUUGACCCAUAAAUAAUGAAGAUCUACUACGUACUGUCAAUUACUUCAAAUACAUUGUGAUGGGGAACGGGUGGGGUGGUGUCUUUUUGCCUUUUGAGUACAGAAACAAGGUGCUUUGUAGUAAUACAGCAAUCAGGGCAUUUUUUCAGUGUGAACACUACAUCAUUCUAAAUGUUGAAUUCAAAAGUAAGUGUGUUGUGAAAAAUAAAUGCGUUCUCUGUUGCUUUUAGCAUUGACAUUACAAUAAGCCUUAUGUUCUCCGACAUUUCGGUCCAAUGUUCCUGUGAAUUAUUUCUCACAAAUGGGAUUUGAAAGAUUUUCUCUGCUUGCUGCUACUCCUCAUGGGAAAAUCACUGUGAAAAUGUAACCUUCACUAGAUACAAAUAAGGUACAGCUGACCGCACCUCACUAUUUAGAAGUUUUUCUCCCAUUCCAGGCUCCUGACUAAUCCCUGGAAAACUAAUAAUUCAAUGUUUGUGGAUGUCUUUUUUUUUUUUUUUUUCGUCUUUCAUAAAUGUUGAGUGAAGGACUGUAUGUAGUCAUUUCAUGAUAGCAUUACACAACUUGAAAACCUUUCCCAAGCAUGUGUGUGCUAAUGAAGGAAAUCGAUUGCUACCAAACCAAUGCAGGCAUUAGAUUGUACGUUUUUAAUGAAUAGCAGACUUUUGUUGUUUGUUAACUUGUUGUUUUUGGUGUAUGGUUAUGCAAUGGCGGUUCAUGUAUGUUGUAAUGGAAUGUUGUUUUUCCUCCUCUUUUGGAGAUAAAAAUGCUCCACUCGACCUCAGUGGACUUGAUUGCAAACGCUUUUUAUGGAAUGACACAACUUGACCCCAUCUGAGCCCGUCAUUGCUUUUGAUACUGACGUUUUUACGAUGUUUUUGAGUAAUUAUUAAUAUUUACACCUUAAUGCUGGUUUGUAAAAUAAUCUUACUGUACACCUUAUCUCUCUAUAUAUGUAAGAUAUUAAGUAAAUGGUAUUUAGCGUUUUGAUUUUUUUUGAUUUUUUUUUUUAUUGACACUGGAAUCACAGUAUGCAUAUAUAAUGUUGAGAGAAAAACCUAGUUGGUACAGACACUUUUGCGUGUAGUUCUUUUUUUGACUAUAUCUUUAAAGCCUUAAAUGUGCCGUGAUACAGAUUAUUGUUCUUUCUGUUGGUCGUUGCUUCAAAGCAAUACUGUGGAUAUUGUACUGCUUAAAAGGAAUAAAGGAUGCAUGGAAACUCAAAACAAGUUUUCCUGUCAUGAUGCUGAUAUAUGAAAUGUUUUGAUCCCUCAUGUUCCAGCUUUUUCUUUUAGUUCGUGAGCCUUUUGAUUCUAAGUGCAGUCUUUU